AUGCCGUUGUCAAAGCGCCGGCAGCCCGUUUUGUUGCCGGAGCUGGCGCCCCCGAGCCGCGUAGCCGGUGGUGGCACCGCCAAGAUUGCUGCUGCUGUUGCCACCGCCGCUCCCACUGGUGCCACCCCGCGGCAGCCCGAUGCGGAAACGGAUGUGGGCACAGACACGAAGAUUGAGCGCCACCGCUACGCCAAGCUUCUUCUGCACCACGUGCAGCGCUACCAUCAGUUCACCUCCGUGGAACUUUUUGUUGAGACGGUGCUGCGGGAUAUUGCUCUCCAGGAAGGUGUCACACCGCAGGCACGCGCCGCGGCCGCGUCCUGGGCUAUGAAGCUUCUAUGCGGUACCUUCUCUAGGCCAUGGGUGAUGAAGGCCCUCGUGGAUGCCUUGUUUCCCGCCAUAUACCGAGACUACGAUGAGCAAAGGCUCGACCACGUCUCCCCUGCGAUACAAGUCCUUGUGAAUGACCGGAAUCUGCUCCGCGACAACCCGUACUUUUCCCACUCCAUGUACAUGCAGGACCUUGUGGUGGGCAACGCCACCAUUGAGGCUCUCUCAGGGCGGUUGCAGCGCACGCUACCAGUGAUCCUGCAAUGGAAAAAAUUUGUGCUCGCGCUCGUGGAAUACAUUCAAUAUGCGAGCAAACGAAAAUCGUUUUUGGCGUGGCGGGUGUUCACUAGACGACGUCGCGCAGACGAACUGCUUCGACGCAAUGUAAUCAUCCGCCACGAACAAAGAAUAAAAUCCUUGCGUAUGCAGGCGGCCUUCUUUCGGUGGAAGACCGCUGUGGAAUCCUCCCGCACGGAGUAUCUGACAGAGCGCUUGCACCAGGCAGCAUACCAGCUAGAGAGUGCAAAGAACCAGUUUCAGAUGCAGUGCUUCCGCGCAGAUAAGCUGCAGCUGAGCUGUGAACAGAGGCAGGCGGAUAUUCUGAUGUUCAUGAGCGAGCGUGAAGAGCUGCAGAAGCACGUGGAGGAGCUCAACGAGACGCUUAUCCUCAGAGAAAAGGAGCACCGGGAGCGUAUGAAGGUUUGUGUCAGAGAGCUGGUGAAGCUCGUGCAGCGGCAACGCUGCGUGCUGAGGAAAUCGAUUGACGCCCGUUUUCGCGUUGCGGAGGUGACGGACGGUUGGCUUGACGAGGCGCUGCAGGAACCCAGGUCAAAGAAGUUGGAUGCCACGACGGUGGAGGAGGACACCUUUCCGCCCGGCCACAAGUUUCUGUUGAAGUGGUGCAACCACAUCUACUCCAGGCGACGGACCAAACGGACUCUGCAGGUAGCCAACUUCGCCGCAGACUUUUCCAAUGGUGAGGCGUAUCUGCUUCUGCUGCAGCAUGUCUUUGCGGAGGACCAGGUCGUCACCGUCGCGCCCCCGAAGCUGCCGAUGUGGCUGAGGGGCCUCAGCAAACCCGAGCGGUUGGCUCGGGUGUGUCAGUUCGCCGCGAGCACGCCGCUUGUCAGUGCCCUGGGGCCGGAAGACUUUGACCACAUGCGGGAAGACAAGAUAGCCGCUUCCGUCGCAGAGAUAUUUUUAUUUCACGUCCGCGAGAAGCGGGUGAUGUACAUAGACGAGGCACGACGAAUUGUUAGUGACGUGGUGGCGCGGUAUGGGCCCAGCGCCAAUAACUCCAUCGCCACCCCGACCACCGCUUCUGCUGCGGCUGCCACGCAUGAUGAGGAGAAUGCUAGUGUUGCUGAAGCUGAGGCUGAGGCUGAGGCUGAGGCUGAGGCUGAGGCUGAUGGUGGUGGUACAGACGAGAGCAUCGCGACUAGCAUGGGUUUUAAUAACGAAGAAGGCCUCCAACUAAAAGUUAGUGAGUGGGGAAGCGAACUGGAGCUGUGGGCGGAGGAGCUGUACGCCAAUGUGCUAAAUGAGCACAAGUUCCAGCACUGUGGCGUGGCGAUAGGUCAGGAGGCCGACCACAUUAUGCGGGAACGAGCUCGGGGGCGGCCCGUUUACGUCGUGACAUCAAGCACAGCUCUUACCUUCACAAGCAUUAGCGCAAAAAACACGGAGGACCUCCGGGCGAGGGUCAAAACACCAAACUCGCAGGCAUGGAAGACGUUUUUGCGGACGGUGCUUAGAGGUGUGCUCUGGAAGCACAUUCAGCUUAUUGUCUCCCACUUUUACCACUUCGCCGGCGCGGAUGCACGGAAGAUGGGCGAGGAGCAGUUUUGGCGCUUCGCCGAGGAAACCCGGCUGACCGAAGAGCCCUUUUCUCCAUUGGUGGUGAUGCAAAUCUUCGACACAGUCACCUCUCCACAUCUCGCCGCGCUAUGGCGCUCCAGCGCGAAGGAUGAGGGGCGGAGGAAGGCGCUAGAGGAGGCUCAGGAAGAAAUUGAGCUACGCGACGUGAAGCCUGCCCAGUUCACGGAGAUCCUUGUGCGUCUUGCGGUGACGCAGCACACGGGUGGCAUCGUUGAGGCGACCGAACACUUUCUCUCGGGUCUCCGGUUUCCAGUGCUGGAGAAUGCUUUGCCGGUCACAUCUAGUUUCUACGAACCGGAGCCACAGCGAGUCGUGGCUUAUUUUAGGCACGAUCUGGCUCGCGUGUUCUUCUUUUACAUGAAUCGUCAGAUGGUGGAGAGCCUGCAGGGGCGAUUUCGCAAGGCUCAGGGCUGCGGACGCUUCAUGUCACGUCUCUCGCAUACGAUGUAUCUGAGAAUGUUUGUGGACUGCAAUUUUAUUCUGCCGGAUAACGAAGUUGACUCCAGCCGUGUUGGGUACCAGCGCAAAGCACGUUUUAUGUCUGAAGACGAAGUUCUGAAGAUGUUGGAGGUGGUGCAGGGGCGCAUUCCAUCUCUUCCUGCCGGAGAAAUGUGCUUCUCCCUCUUUCUUGAGACGUUUGGUGUGGCCUGCAUGUACUGGUGGCCGGACCCAAUUGUGCCAUUGUCGCGCAAACUUGCCGCAUUUAUUGUUGAUAUGGUGGAGAAGUUGCGUUUAGUGUUUAUGCGUGACACGCUGGUUUUGGGCCCCACGCCGUUCAUUUCUCUUGAGGGUGGCGUACAUGUGGAACUACUUUGA
Molecule: messenger RNA, 3024 nt
Organism: Trypanosoma rangeli
Lineage: Eukaryota; Euglenozoa; Kinetoplastea; Trypanosomatida; Trypanosomatidae
Exons: 1
Coding region: 1-3024 (1007 amino acids)
Molecular function (GO): protein binding
Source: RefSeq, a predicted model, not a curated record